Perognathus longimembris pacificus (Pacific pocket mouse) is the source of this 1507-nucleotide messenger RNA. RefSeq names its product glycosaminoglycan xylosylkinase. The coding region runs from base 231 to 1460 and encodes 409 amino acids. NCBI's taxonomy places the organism in Eukaryota, Metazoa, Chordata, Mammalia, Rodentia, Heteromyidae. The record is from RefSeq and is a predicted model, not a curated record. Gene Ontology annotation, molecular function: phosphotransferase activity, alcohol group as acceptor. Gene Ontology annotation, biological process: protein phosphorylation. The transcript has a single exon. Gene Ontology annotation, cellular component: Golgi apparatus.
GUGAGAGCAGCGUGGGGCUGCCCCUCCCCGGAGGCGGCGGGGGCGGCCGAGGCCGCGCCGUACCGCUUCAUGCGGACGGCCAUGGAGCGCGCUUAGGGUCCGACAGGAAUUGUGGGGGCAUUUCAGUGAAGAAAUGUGCAAUCAUGGAAUCGCCUUGCUAACUAUCACCACCUGCUCUCCUUGAUAAGCGAGCAAGGCAGUGGGUCGGAGGAGAAGGAAAGAAGGUCAACAUGAAGCUAAAGCAGCGAGUCGUGCUCUUAGCAAUACUCCUUGUCAUCUUUAUCUUCACCAAAGUUUUCCUGAUUGACAACUUAGAUACAUCAGCUGCCAACCGGGAGGACCAGAGGGCUUUUCACAGAAUGAUGACUGGCUUGCGGGUAGAGCUGGUGCCCAAGCUGGACCACACUUUGCAAUCUCCAUGGGAGAUAGCAGCCCAAUGGGUAGUUCCCCGGGAAGUGUACCCUGAAGAGACACCAGAACUGGGGGCAAUCAUGCAUGCCAUGGCCACCAAGAAAAUCAUUAAAGCUGAUGUGGGCUAUAAAGGGACACAGUUAAAAGCUUUACUGAUACUUGAAGGAGGACAGAAAGUUGUCUUCAAACCUAAGCGGUAUAGCCGAGACUAUAUAGUAGAAGGAGAGCCAUAUGCUGGUUAUGAUAGACACAAUGCAGAAGUUGCAGCUUUUCAUUUGGACAGGAUUCUGGGCUUCCGCCGAGCCCCCUUGGUGGUUGGCAGAUUUGUUAAUCUUCGAACAGAGAUCAAGCCUGUCGCCACGGAGCAGCUGCUGAGCACCUUCCUAACUGUAGGAAACAAUACUUGUUUUUAUGGGAAAUGCUAUUACUGCCGAGAAACAGAGCCAGCAUGUGCUGAUGGAGACACAAUGGAGGGAUCUGUUACACUUUGGCUUCCAGAUGUGUGGCCUCUGCAGAAACAUCGACACCCCUGGGGGAGAACUUACAGAGAAGGCAAAUUGGCCAGGUGGGAGUAUGAUGAGAGCUAUUGUGAUGCUGUGAAGAAAACGUCCCCAUAUGACUCAGGCCCACGCCUCUUAGACAUCAUUGACACUGCAGUCUUUGAUUACCUGAUUGGCAAUGCUGACCGCCAUCACUAUGAGAGCUUUCAAGAUGAUGAAGGCGCUAGUAUGCUAAUCCUUCUUGAUAAUGCCAAAAGCUUUGGGAACCCCUCGCUGGAUGAGAGAAGCAUUCUUGCCCCUCUCUAUCAGUGUUGCAUCAUUCGGGUUUCUACCUGGAACAGACUGAACUACCUUAAGAAUGGAGUGCUAAAGUCUGCCUUAAAAUCUGCCCUGGCCCAUGACCCCAUCUCCCCUGUGCUGUCUGAUUUUCACCUGGAUGCUGUGGACCAGCGGCUCCUGAAUGUCCUGGCCACCAUAAAGCAGUGCACUGACCAAUUUGGGAUGGACACUGUGCUGGUGGAAGAUAGAAUGCCUCUCUCCCACUUGUGAUUUUCAACAAAAAAUUAGUGAAACAUUUUUACAAAGAUAGAAAAAAA